Drosophila takahashii is the source of this 1806-nucleotide messenger RNA. It is a transcript of the gene loqs, whose product is annotated as loquacious. Gene Ontology annotation, biological process: siRNA processing; regulation of regulatory ncRNA processing. Gene Ontology annotation, molecular function: double-stranded RNA binding; siRNA binding. NCBI's taxonomy places the organism in Eukaryota, Metazoa, Arthropoda, Insecta, Diptera, Drosophilidae. Gene Ontology annotation, cellular component: cytoplasm; RISC-loading complex; RISC complex. The record is from RefSeq and is a predicted model, not a curated record.
AGUAGGCAACCCGAAAAGAGUCUGGCAACCACGAUCGUCGGUAUACAUACAAACAUCUCAUAUUCGUGUGUGCGUCUGGAUUUUGCUGUAUUUUUUAUUUAAGAAUGAAUUAUUAACUAACCAUUAAUAAAUUAUUAUUAAAUAAAAAACAGUAUAAAACCGCAAAUCAACCAUACACACCGAGUCCUCCCGAAAACCGUGAAAAACAGAGACACCAUGGACCAGGAGAACUUCCACGGGCACAGCCUGCCGCAGCAGCUGCAGAACCUGCACAUCCAACAGCAGCAGCAGCAGCAGCAGUUGCCCCCGAAUCCCGUCCAGACGGGAUUUGCUCCGCGUCGGCAGUAUGAGAACCUUGGCGGCAACCUGGGCAAUGGCAACGUAGCCGGCGGAAGUCCGGUCAAGGGUGCUCCUCCGCUGGGGGGGCAGCGACCGGUGAAGGUGAAGAAGGAGAAGAUGCCCCAGGUGGUGGGGGCCCAGCUGCCUCAGCCGGGCCAGCUGCAGCUGUCCGAGAUGGGUGUUGAUCCCGCGGUUGGUUGCUCCGGCGUACCGGGCGCCAUGGGAAUCAUGCCCAGCGACGAGGCUCUGAAGUUCGUCAGCGAGACGGACGCCAAUGGACUGGCCAUGAAGACGCCCGUCAGCAUUCUGCAGGAGCUGCUCAGCCGGCGCGGCAUUACGCCGGGCUAUGAGCUCGUCCAGAUCGAGGGCGCCAUUCACGAGCCGACCUUCCGGUUUCGGGUGUCCUUCAAGGACAAGGACACUCCGUUCACGGCCAUGGGUGCGGGUCGCUCGAAGAAGGAGGCCAAGCAUGCGGCGGCCCGUGCGCUCAUCGACAAGCUGAUCGGCGCGCAGCUGCCGGAAUCGCCGAGCAGCAGCUCCGCCGGUCCGUCGGUGACUGGGCUCACGGUCGCCGGAAGCGGAGGAGACGGCAAUGCCAAUGCCACCGGCGGAGGAGAUGCCGGCGACAAGAUCGUGGGCAAUCCCAUUGGCUGGCUGCAGGAGAUGUGCAUGCAGCGGCGUUGGCCGCCACCGUCGUACGAAACGGAAACGGAAGUGGGCCUGCCCCACGAGCGGCUCUUCACGAUCGCCUGCUCGAUCCUCAACUACCGGGAGAUGGGCAAGGGCAAGAGCAAGAAGAUAGCCAAGCGGCUGGCCGCCCAUCGCAUGUGGAUGCGGCUGCAGGAGACGCCCAUCGAUUCGGCCAAGAUCAGCGACAGCAUCUGCGGCGAGUUGGAGGGCGAACCCCGCAGUAGCGAAAAUUAUUAUGGUGAAUUGAAAGAUAUCUCUGUGCCGACACUGACUACGCAGCACAGUAACAAAGUAUCCCAGUUCCAUAAGACCCUCAAAAAUGCGACGGGCAAAAAACUGCUCAAGUUACAGAAGACUUGCCUAAAGAGCACCAAGAUCGACUACAUCAAACUUCUGGGCGAGAUCGCGACCGAGAACCAGUUCGAGGUGACCUACGUGGACAUCGAGGAGAAGACCUUCUCGGGCCAGUUCCAGUGCCUCGUUCAGCUCUCGACGCUGCCCGUGGGUGUUUGCCAUGGAAGCGGUCCCACGGCCGCCGAUGCCCAGAAGCAUGCCGCCCAGAAUGCCCUCGAGUACUUGAAGAUCAUGACCAAGAAGUAGUAGUUGGGGCAGCCAGCCAACUGCAUAGCAAAAUCUGAACGCACACCACGAGGAUUUUGGCGCAAGCGAUUAUAUGGAUUCGAAAUACCCUUAACCGAACCAAAUAGCUACUUUCCGGGAUAAUUGUAUAAGCACCAGUUUUGGCCCACAGCAAUGGCGAUAUUAUGUUCUUCGUUU